Molecule: messenger RNA, 2128 nt
Organism: Cuscuta epithymum
Lineage: Eukaryota; Viridiplantae; Streptophyta; Magnoliopsida; Solanales; Convolvulaceae
Source: the annotation of a GenBank genome assembly
GUGAAGCAGACCUCAAGGGUUUUAGUGGAACAGGCAAAAUCCAAAAGAAGCCUAUCCCUCACAUAUGGGCAGAGGUUUGUCAUUAUGUUGUUCAAUCCGUUCAGGUAGAUGAGAAAAAACUGAAAAAAAUAUAUUCCGUAUUAAUAAGAGAAGCAAUAGAAAGAUGCAAAGUAUACUGUGCUCCAACUUAAGAUUAAUGCAGAUUUUGAAAUUCUUCACAAACCCACACAAGCCAAUGAUACUUGCAUUGUCCCGUCCUGAUCCUAAGAAGAACGUUAUGACUCUGAUCAAGGCUUUUGGAGAAUGCCGAGCCCUUCAAGAACUAGCCAAUAUGACACUUAUACUGGGCAACAGAGAUGAUAUAGAAGAGAUGUCAAGUAACACCUCCACAGUUGUCACUGCAGUACUUAAGCUCAUUGACAGAUACAAUCUAUACGGCCAGGUGGCAUAUCCAAAGCAUCACAAGCAACACGAGGUUCCUGAUAUAUAUCGCCUAGCUGCAAAAACCAAGGGAGUUUUCAUCAAUCCAGCUUUUGUUGAGCCAUUUGGUCUCACUCUUAUUGAGGCUGCAGCUUAUGGAUUACCAGUAGUUGCAACAAAAAAUGGAGGGCCUGUUGAUAUAAUUAAGGAGCUUAACAAUGGGUUGCUUGUUGAUCCACAUGACCAACAAGGAAUAUCAGAUGCUCUUCUAAAGCUUGUUGUUGAUAAAGCCCUCUGGCUUGAGUGCCGUAAGAAUGGUCUAAAAAACAUCAGUCGCUUCUCCUGGCCAGAUCAUUGCCUUAACUAUUUAUCCCAUGUCGAGCAUUGCAGAAAACGCCACCCUGCAAAUUUUCUUGAAGUUAUAGUGCCAGCUACUGAAGAACCAAUGACUGAAUCACUAUGUGGGGUUGAAGACUUUUCACUUAACUUCUCCAUUGAUGCAGACCUUAAACUUAACAGAGAUGUUGAUAUGGAUAACAGAAAGCAAGAACUUAUCAAUGUGCUAACACGGAAGCAAUCUUUGAAUCCCAAAUUAUCCAUUAGCUAUUUCCCGGGAAGAAGGCAAGCACUAUAUGUAGUGGCAGUAGAUUGUUAUGACAACAUGGGAAAUGCUUCAGAGAUAUUAUCUCUAAUCAUCAACAAUGUGAACCAAAUUAGAGGUUCAAAAUCCAGCCAAACAGGUUUAGUACUAAUGACAGGAAUGAGUCUCCAUGAGAUGAAAGAAGCAAUAAAGAAUAGCCAAGCAAAUCUGGAAGAUUUUGAUGCAAUUGCUUGCAACAGUGGGAGUGAAAUGUACUAUCCAUGGAGGGAUAUGGUACUCGAUGAAGACUAUGAAAUGCAUAUUGAGUACCGGUGGCCAUGUGAGAAUGUAAAAUCAGUCAUGACAAGGCUGGCCAAAGUAGAUGCCAGCGGUACUGACAGUGAUGACAUGACUUGCAUUAGCCCAAGCAGCUCCCGAUGCUACACUUAUAUCAUUAAAGCGGGAACCAAGACUCGGAGAGUGAAUGAUCUUCGACAAAGGCUACGCAUGAGAGGAUUUCGUUGCAACACUGUAUACACACAUGCUGGGUUAAGGUUGAAUGUGAUUCCAUUAUAUGCAUCAAGAUCCCAAGCAAUCAGGUACCUUUCUAUUAGAUGGGGGAUAGAUCUUUCCAGAAUAACAGUCUUUGUGGGGGAAAGCGGGGACACUGACUAUGCAGACCUGCUCAUGGGCCUUCACAAGAUUAUUAUUCUACAAGAUUGUGUGGAAUGUGGCAGUCAUAAGCUUCUUCACGAUGAAGAUAGCAUCAAAUGGAAAGAUGUAACAUCCCAAAACAACACAACCACAACCAUAGCCGAGAGUUAUGAAGCACAAGUUAUCUGCACAUCAUUGGAGAAGCUAGGAAGCAUGUGAAGUAUAUAUUUUAUUACCUUUUAGAAAAAGGGUAAUAAAUAUUGAAGGGGAUUAGAAUUUGCACCUAAAUUGAUACUGUUUUCAGAUACAUAUAUAAUGGUAUACAAGCGUGUAUAAAAAAUAAAGGUACACAAGCUCAUCAAGUGUAUGACUACAACACAUAGUAAUCACAUUUUUUUACCUGGUAAGCAAAACCACCGAAAUCGGUGGGGCAAAUGCCGGGGAACAUUUGCCGGAUAUUAUAAAAAUGAAGCA